AUGCAACCCAACACCCACACUCCCACUUCCCCCAUCCCAACCCAACAAUCAAUUCUUUUUAGUUUUUACCAUCACCACAGUAAUUUUACUUUUUUACCGUGGCGGCCAGGUCCUAUAUAUACCCUUCCCGCUUCCCUUUCAUCCUCAUUCAUUUCAUUUCAUUUCAUUUCAUUUCCUUCUUCUCCCAAAGCGAUUAAGAGCUCCCUCUCUGCCCCGUCCAUCUUACCUCUUCUGUUUCUCUUGCUGCCGCCGGCCGCCGGAGUCUCAGACAGCGGGAAAGACCGACCGGCAGCAGAGCUACUUUCACUAUCCGAUAUACACAAAGGAGCAAACACCAUGCAACAUACAGGAGCCUUCGUCUUUGGCAUUCUAGGUAAUGUCAUAUCAUUUAUGGUCUUCCUGGCUCCUGUGCCGACGUUCUGGCAGAUACACAAGAAGAAGACGAGCGAGGGCUACAAAUCGCUGCCCUAUCUGACGGCACUCUUCAGCUCCAUGCUCUGGCUCUACUACGCCCUCCUCAAGAAGCAAGACGCUCUCCUCCUCAUGACCAUCAAUGCCUUCGGCUGCGUCAUCGAGACCAUCUACACCGCCCUCUUCAUCGCCUACGCACCCAAGAAAACUCGGGUGCCGACUAUAAUGUUAUUUCUCGGAUUAAACGUGGUGUUGUUCUCGACGGUGCUUCUGGUUAUACAAUUCGUGGUGAAGGAAGACUACAAGGUGAACGUUCUCGGUUGGAUUUGCGUCGGUUUUGCCGUCAGCGUCUUCGCCGCACCUUUGAGUGUCAUGGCAACGGUGAUCAAGACGCGAAGUGUGGAGUUCAUGCCAUUCUCCCUUUCCUUCUUCCUGACGUUGAGCGCGGUUGUGUGGUUUGGGUACGGUGUAUUCAUCCACGAUCUUCGUGUCGCUUGCCCGAACGUUUUGGGCUUCGUGUUUGGGCUGGCCCAGAUGACGCUGUACGCGGUUUACAGAAACGCCCACAUCGCCGACGAGAAGAGGGAGAAAGAAAAGCAGUUUGAGCUAGAGCAGCAGAAGGACAAGUUGCCGGUGAAGAUGAAGAGCAUUCACCGGAGGAGCGGCUUGGGUACGCCUGAGGUUCACCCGGUCGACGGUCACAGCAACGACGACGACGACAGCGACGACGAAGUUCGAGGAAAAGGUAACAAUAACGGCGGUGGAGGGAGGAAGGAUCAAGAUGACUCUCCGGUUUGAAGUUUGCAAGUCGACAACAAAACAGCUUCAUCACCAUCAUCAAUUGUUCUAAGAUAAAUGCGAAAAUUACUUACUCUUUUUAUCUCUUAAUUUUCUUGGCUUCUGUUUUCCUAUUCUAAAGAAGAAGCUAAUGAUCGUCGCUUUGUACCUCUAUUUCUUUUUCUUCUUUUUGGUAAUUUUGGUACUUUGUUUUCUUUUUUAAUGUAAUAUGGGGGGAAACAAUGAAGUAUAUAUAAUCUUUGCAGAUCUAUGGAUACUUUUUGUUUCGAUUUUCAUUGAUUAUUUGGCUUUUCCUCUCAUCAUCAUUCACAACCCUAUCUAUCUGCUUUGAAAUCCUAUGUUUUGUUGGCUUUGUUUCAAUUAUCUAUCCAUUCAAGUCACGUAAUCGUAAUUUUUGUGAUAUGUAAAGUACUAUGAUA
Linum tenue is the source of this 1628-nucleotide messenger RNA. Lineage: Eukaryota; Viridiplantae; Streptophyta; Magnoliopsida; Malpighiales; Linaceae. The record is from the annotation of a GenBank genome assembly.